Owenia fusiformis is the source of this 2036-nucleotide messenger RNA. Lineage: Eukaryota; Metazoa; Annelida; Polychaeta; Sabellida; Oweniidae. The record is from the annotation of a GenBank genome assembly.
UUAAUCUGAGAAACAUACUUACAAACAUGGCUAAAACAAGAUAAAGAAAAUCAAAUACGAAAAGGGAAGAUCCAAAACAAAAACCUUCGAAGGAUAAAAGGACUCUUAAUCAGUUGAGGGAAGAACUUCAGAAAUAGGGCAUCAAUGCGCCAAAGACUUUCCAAAGACAAGCUCUUUAGAGCGUACAAUAAAAGACAGUCAAUCUCUGGUACUGGCAUUGUUGACGACAGCACAGAAGCGAUCUUAUAUGAGAUGGAAACGAACCGCAUCUUUGGAAACAGAAUAUAUGGGAAGAGAUGUAACUCCGAAUGAUAUUAAAAGCAUUGGAGAUCGACGGAAUAAAAUGAAACACAUUUUAAGCCUACUUCUGGCGGUGUCGCCUUUCGUUACAAUAGGACAAAAGACUAACGAGUCCCUGGUGGAUGCCGAUGUAACAGCAUUCGUAACUACAUCUCGGGAUCGAAUUGGUGCCUCGACUGAGAUUGACAAUCAAACACAGGACAUGGAGUUCAAGUUGAAACAGCACGAAACAGAAAUAGAGCCAUGCAGGUCGAAAUGUAAUCCAAUCCAUGGAGAAAACACAACAUUAAAUGGCUCAAUAGUUUCAAAUGAAAGCAUCCCAAUAGGCUUUACACUUUCGUAUCAAAUUAUGUUUACGAGUAAAGUAUUUGAAACCAGGUGUUACUUGGUUGCAGUGACGUUUAUUGGUAUAAACUGUAAUAUCAUGAACAUGGUUGUUUGGACGCGGAGGGAUAUGUUCUUUGCCGGUUUCACCCCAUAUCUGAUAUCACUUACCGUGUCGGACUUUAUGGUUAUGUUGACUCGUUUUCCAUGUAACAUUUACGAUAUUGUUUGUUACUAUUGGCCUGAGUACCACUCGAUGCCACAAUCAUGGUGGCUGUACUACCAGCACUCGCUUGCUUUUUACUAUAUUUUUUACACGUGUUCUAGUUGGACUUUGAUGAUUGUCGCUGUAAUACGAUGCAUCGUAGUGCUGAUGCCUCUGCGGAGUAAAUCCUUGAUCACAACUGUGCGGAAUCGAAUAACGAUAUGCCUUGUCUAUGUUAUUGCAUUCGCCGUCUUUUUACCAGAUUUCUUAUGGAACAAUAACUCGACAGUGACCUACCUGAGACAGGGCAAGCCAUGGCUGAUCAUCCCCUUGACAAAAACCGAGAAAAUAAUAUAUGGUGUUCGGGUAUGUCUACUGACGGUGGUGCCAUGGUGUAUUAGUGUUUGCUGUGUCACCCGACUCAGUAUCAGUCUUUGGUACAAUUGGAAACUUUUCAAAACGCUCAGUUGCCUUGACAAGAUUACAGAGUCAAAUCGAAUUCGGAACCAAAACGUUGUAACAGUUACGCUUUUAGCGAAUACACUUGCGUUCAUUAUCUUAAUUAUUCCCGGGUUAGUUUCGGAUUUCAUGGACCUCUUUUCCUUGGAUAUGAGUGCGACUUUCAGAUAUAUUCAUUUUCUUCUUCAUUCAAUCAAUGAGCCUCUGAUUUACACCAAUAGCGCCGUUAACUUUAUUUUCUAUUCUCUUUCCAAUGCCAAGUUCAGAAUGAAGGUAAUCUCGUUAUUUAAAGGGAUGUACCAGAGAUGGAAAUUUGCAUACUUUGGAAGGUAAUUAGCUCACAUCACGUGGUCAACGAAGACAAAAUGGCGCUUCAAUACGCGUCGAAUUCGAACAGAUGAAUAUUACUUUCUUGAGUAAUCAAACAAUAUUUGACUUAUUAUUCAAUUAAAUAAAGAAAGAUGUCGUGAAUAUGACAAUAUCGUGUCAAUUAAAAUGUCACAUCGUAACGAUUUGUAGUAGAUGGUCAAUAAACGAAACGACGCGCGAGUAUGCGGAAAAGUACUCAUGAGGUCAACUUUGAACUACACUGUGUGUAUUGGUUACCUCCCCUUCUCUUACUUUAGAAAGGAUAGGUAUCGAUAUGGUUAGCUGAAUUCAACAAUGUGUUUCUCUUAAACCAAUUAUUGAAAACAUUCUUUAAAAAAACACGGUCUUUUAUGUAAUGUUGACUGAUUGGCUACAAGUU